Molecule: messenger RNA, 1896 nt
Organism: Epithele typhae
Lineage: Eukaryota; Fungi; Basidiomycota; Agaricomycetes; Polyporales; Epitheliaceae
Exons: 15
Coding region: 1-1896 (631 amino acids)
Biological process (GO): polyphosphate catabolic process
Cellular component (GO): fungal-type vacuole
Molecular function (GO): exopolyphosphatase activity; endopolyphosphatase activity
Source: RefSeq, a predicted model, not a curated record
AUGAAGGUCGUCUCCAUCCUACCCCUCCUCUGCCUCCGGCUCGUCGCGGAGGGCCUGGCCGCCCCGCCCUCAGCCCAACAGCCUCUCCAGAUCGCGUAUGGAGACGAUGCCGACCGCGGUGUAUACACGGAAGCGCGCCGCAAGCUCCAUGGGCGGUUUCUCCAUAUCACGGACAUGCACCCAGACCCACAUUACCGCGUCGGCUCGUCGGAGAAGAAGGCUUGCCACCGGGGCAAGCCCAAGGCAGGAAAGCCGUCGGCGGGGUACUUCGGACUAUCGUACAGUGACUGCGACUCGCCAUUUUCCCUUACCAACUACACACUGGACUAUCUAUCGCGAGAAUGGGCGGACGAGAUCGACUUCGUAAUAUGGACGGGAGAUAGUGCGAGACAUGACAGCGAUCGCAAGCGGCCCCGCACGACAGCGGAGAUAUACGGCCUAAACCGUGUAAUCGCGAAGAAGAUGGAGGAGGUGUUUGGGCGUAGAGGGAUACCCGUGGUCCCUAGUAUCGGUGGGUCGUUCACUGGUGCGGUCAGAAUCUCCGUUAAUCCAAAUCUCGGGCAUGGGGAACUUCUCGUAGGCAACAAUGAUUGUUGGACAGCCCAUAAUAUCAUGAUGCCAGGUCCCAACAGUAUUACUUCAGAGUAUUCUUCCAUUUGGCGGUCGUUCGUGCCUUUCCCCGCAUAUCAGGUGUUCCAGCGUGGAGGCUACUUCUCCGUGGAGGUGAUUCCAAAUUCUCUUGCGGUCAUCAGCCUCAACACCAUGUACUUCUAUGAUUCAAACGCAGCUGUGGGAGGCUGUAAAUACUCCGAUCCUCAAGACCCCGGGAACCUACAAUUCGACUGGCUAGAAGUACAGUUGCAGAUGUUCCGGGAGAGGAAUAUGCAGGUGUGGCUCUCAGGGCAUGUCCCACCGUCGUCCCGCAACUACUUUCCGGAAUGCUACGUGCGAUACGUCGAACUUUCUUUGCGAUUCCAGGAUACUAUCGUGGGCCACCUCUUCGGUCACAUGAAUAUGGAUCACUUCUUCCUAUUGGAUGCUGAGCAGCUCGCACAUCGUCCAAACGUGUCAAUGACGUCUGAGCACGAGGUCACCAUCCUCAAAAGUAAGAAGAAGGAGCUUUAUCAGAGUUUGGUACAGGCAUUCUCCGUCCUGCCCAAGGCUGAAAACAUGGACCUUGAUAACUUCGGGAUCGUCAACGUGGCGCCUUCUCUUAUCCCGACAUACCUCCCGUCCUUCCGGAUUUUCGUGUAUAACACUACGGGCAAACACUACGAGGCUGGCCGCGCCGAGCGCCAGGAAGGUGGCCAUCGACGGCGGUCGCAUUCGAUGAAGGACGUCGUGGGGCCUCUCUGCGAUGACAUGGAGUACGCCAAUACAUGGCGGUGCAAAUUGACGCAGGUGUGGCAUUCAAACGCACACUCGCCGUCAAGGAGGAAUAUGUUGUGGACGCCACUCGGCUAUGCUCAGUACUUCAUGCCCGACCUGGACGAGGCGAAGGAGGGGGACAGCCCGAAGUACAAGCUCGAGUACACGACGCUGCCUGUGCACACACUCCACCCGGACUCAUCGGGGGAGACCCGGGCGGGGGUCGGGGAAGACACGGAGGAUGCAGAGUGGAAUGACGGUGGCGGGGAUGACGGGGACGGGGACGAUGGUACCAGGCACACGGCGGGAGCAGCCAAGAAGGCAGAAUGGCCGAUACCGCGGCGGCACCUGCCGCGUUCGUUGCGGAACAGCACGGUGUCGAGGUCAAAGAGGUACGCGCCGUAUGGCCUGGAGGACCUGACGGUCGGGGCGUGGACAAGGCUGGCGGGAGAGCUGGGGCACGCGGGGGGCAAGAAGCUGCGGCAGCGGUUCAAGGAGCUGAUGUACAUGGGCGGGGCCGAGGCAUAG